UCAAAUCUCCACAGAGUCUUUGGGUUCAGACUGUAACGCUGAAGAAGAGCAGACACCACUUAAGAUGUGCUCAGUGAAGCUAGAGGACUGCAGGAACCUAACGGAGAUGAAAAGAGAAACCACAGCUGAUGAAGAACCAAGCGAUGAUGAGAUCCAUGAGAGUCCAUACUGGAGAGAAGCCUUUCCUGUGCCCUCAAUGUGGAAAGAGUUUCAAUAUUAAACUAUAUCUUAAGAAUCACCUGAAAAUUCAUACUGGAGAGAAACCGUACACAUGCACUGAGUGUGGGAGGAUUUUCUCACAAAGAGGACACCUUGACACGCACAUGAUAUCUCACACCGGAGAGAAGCCUUAUACGUGCAAUGAGUGUGGAAAGAGUUUCACACGCCAAGGAAGACUUAAUAUUCACAUGAGAACUCACACUGGAGAGAAGCCGUUCACGUGCCCUCAGUGUGAGAAGAGUUUCAUUGGUAAACAUUACCUUAAGGAUCACCUAAAAGUUCACACUGGAGAGAAACCGUACACCUGCCUUGAGUGUGGAAAGAGUUUCACACGGGCAGAGAGCGUCAAAGAUCAUCAUCUACGAAUUCACUCUGGAGAAAAGUCAAGCUGUGAUCAGUAAAACACAAUUUUGGGUUUAGGACUUGUCAGUAUCUGAUACAAGAAAGACAGUUUCAGAGAUGCUUUUAAAGUCACUUGCUCUACAUAUAUGCUAUGCCUUAUACUCAAAAACAAUGUGUUUUUCUUACUGUAAAGUGAGCUCAACAAAACUCUUUGUGCACAGCACA
Onychostoma macrolepis is the source of this 786-nucleotide messenger RNA. RefSeq names its product gastrula zinc finger protein XlCGF57.1-like. The transcript has a single exon. NCBI's taxonomy places the organism in Eukaryota, Metazoa, Chordata, Actinopteri, Cypriniformes, Cyprinidae. The record is from RefSeq and is a predicted model, not a curated record. The coding region runs from base 129 to 620 and encodes 163 amino acids.